CCGGAAGUGCUGGGGAAACCUCCCAAUCAGAGGCUCCGGGCGGGAAGUUUGAAUUGUGCUUGGGCUCGGUGGGAGGCGUCGCCGCGUCCAAGGCGAAGCGGGACGUGCGGACCCGAAGGAUUUUGAUAUUUUCCCCUCUGGCUGAGUUUUCACCCUAGAAGGUGCCUCAGGAUGGCUUCCUAUUUUGUGAGCCGUCACAGAAAGGAUUUAAGCACUGAGAUGAUCAGAACGAAAAUUGCUCAUAGGAAAUCACUGUCUCAAAAAGAAAACAGACAUAAGGAAUACGAACGAAACAGACACUUCGGUUUGAAAGAUGUCAACGUUCCAACCUUGCAGAGUAAAGCUGUUGCUGAAUUAGAUGAGACGGCUCAAGAACUUGUUCCAGAAAAGGCCAGUAUCAAGCCAAAGCCUGUGAAAACUACUCUAAGUGACCAGCGCAAGCAAAUGCUCCAGAAAUACAAAGAGGAAAAGCAGCUUCAAAAGCUGAAAGAGCAGAGGGAGAAAGCGAAGCGAGGCGUGUUCAAAGUGGGCCACUUCACGCCCGACGCCCCCUCCUUCCUCUCAUCGGUGCCCAGAACCAGGAACGCCGAGACGAGAAUGGUAAAUGCUGCUUCAUCUUCUGAACGAAUCACGAGAUCCAAGGCCAGGGACCAAGUGAAACCAACGAAGAUCCCUGUCCCGAGUAACGUCCGGGCCGCCGGACCUGGAGGAAGACAGGCUGCCUGCAGGAGAGCGCUGGACAAAGAGAAUAAAGCUGUGCCCCCGGCGGCGCCCCCGCCCGCCAGGAUGACGAGAUCGGCCGCCUUGGCCGCCAAGCAGGUCCCCAGGCCCGUCCCUGUGGCCACAGUCAGGAGGACGGUCACAAGGGCUGCUCAGGAUAAUGAAGCAGAAAGAAAGGCACCAAAUAAAGGAAGACCUGCCACAAAGAUCGAAACGAAAGCUGACAAGGUUGUUUCUUUUAAAGUCCAUAGUGAAGAAAAUACUUCACGGACCAGUGUCACACAUGACACUGAGCCAGAUGGAGUCUUACCGGAAAUGGAAAACUUACCUAAGACAAAUCUCGUGAGAACAAGAGGCAAGAAUUCCUUCGCGCCUAAAGACUUCGUGUUCCAGCCUCUGGAGGGUGUGAGGACCUAUCAGGUGACGCCCAUGACGCCCAGGAGCGCCGAGGCUUUCCUGACACCCAGCCUCCCCUGGGGCCUUCUCCAGCCGGAGGGUGAUAAGAUGCAAGAAAUAGGAAACCGAAUCUCGGCCCCAAAAUGUGAGACUUUUACCAAGACUUUGCAGCAAGAUUCAAGUAAAUCCGUAUGUCCCCUGGAUUCCAUAACAGUUUGCAAAGAAGAACAUGGUUUAAAUCAAAAUGAAGUUGCAACUAAAGAUUCCAAUGGCCUGUCCAUAAACGAAGCCCUGCCACUCGAGACCUGCAAAGGUCAGAUCCCUGAGCCACAGCACGAUGUAUUAUAUUUCAGAAAUAUCCUCCAGUCAGAAACUGAGAAAUUAACUUCGCACUGCCUAGACUGGGACCGGAAGCUUGAGUUGGACAUUUCCGAUGACGCUAAAGAGCUCAUCCGCACAGCAGUUGGCCAGACUCGGCUCCUCAUGAAGGAAAGAUUCAAGCAGUUUGAAGGAUUGGUGGAUGACUGCGAAUAUAAGCGGGGCGAGAAGGAGACCACCUGCACGGACCUGGACGGGUUUUGGGAUAUGGUCAAUUUUCAGAUAGAAGAUGUAAAUAAAAAAUUCAUCAAUCUGAUGAAACUUGAAGAAUCUGGAUGGCAAAACAGUAGCGCAAGCAGGAAAGUCUUACGAAAGAAACCUGUCCCCGGCGCGGCCAGCAAAGCGACAGCGACCUCAGCAGCAGACGACCCCGCGCGGGCAGCUGCCAGAAGCCGCCUGGCCGCGGUCAAGAGUGCCAUGCGUGAGCGGGUGAGGCGGGCCGGGGACGCCGACAGCGUCGUGUUCGACGGCGGCUUCUUCCGGGUCGAGAGCCCCGCCAAGUCCUGCUCGGUGCUUUCCUGUGACGGGACGCCGAAAUCGGUCACCAGAGCGGGGCCCAAGAGCAGGGCUGAGGUGGGCCGUCAGGGACAGAUGCCGCCGCCGGAGAAGCCCAGCCCUCGGAGCACGUGCAGUGGACAUGGUGAUAAGACGACUUUGUCUUCAAAUAUCCCUGAGAGCAGGAACAGUGCCGUUGGAGGUGCUCAGUGUCCCAGAUUAGAAGAUUCAAUGGAGGUGAACCAGGAUGUAAAUACGUCAAACCUGGAGACGGGGGACUUCCCCACCGAAACCGCGGGCUCGCAUCACGCCAGUGGAGCAGCAGAGGAGAUGAGAACCUGCAGGGAGCAGAGUCCGGGGGUCGUGGAAAGAAGGGAGCUGAAUUCUUCACCGACCGCACAGGAUGUGCUGAUGAGCAGUCCUGAGCACAGCUCCCCACCGCAGAGGAGCGGCUUGCCAGAAGCAGCCGCUAAAACCUCUCGGUCAGUACUAUUUGAUGCCGAAGCUCUCACGACUGAACACCACCUUCUUGAUUCACCGGGCCUGACCUGCAGCGACCCCUUCACCCCGGCAGAGCGGAGACGCCGGGAGAGGACCCGCCUGGCCUCCUUCGGCGGGAACCUGAUCUCCUUCUCCCCGCUCCGUCCCCUGGCGGCGGAACAGCCCGAAGACUUGUGAAUUUAAACGCCGGCGUUGUGCUUCCUAAAAUCUGGAGAAUGUGUGGUUGCCUUUGCUUCUAUUUAAUCCGCUGAGCCAGUGUCCCAGAAUGUUUUGAUGUGGGGCGGUCAUCCCAGUGUAUUUUAGACGUGAUACUUCCAAGAGGGGCGGGGGGUUUUGUACACUUAGCACACAGAAUAAAAAGUAGACUUUGUCUUGCC
Chinchilla lanigera (long-tailed chinchilla) is the source of this 2867-nucleotide messenger RNA. It is a transcript of the gene Dlgap5, whose product is annotated as discs, large (Drosophila) homolog-associated protein 5. The record is from RefSeq and is a predicted model, not a curated record. The coding region runs from base 172 to 2667 and encodes 831 amino acids. Lineage: Eukaryota; Metazoa; Chordata; Mammalia; Rodentia; Chinchillidae. Gene Ontology annotation, biological process: chromosome segregation; mitotic spindle organization; regulation of mitotic cell cycle. The transcript has 19 exons. Gene Ontology annotation, cellular component: nucleus; spindle pole centrosome; cytoplasm. Gene Ontology annotation, molecular function: microtubule binding.